Messenger RNA from Stegodyphus dumicola, 9898 nucleotides. RefSeq names its product NFE2 like bZIP transcription factor cap-n-collar (gene cnc). The record is from RefSeq and is a predicted model, not a curated record. Gene Ontology annotation, molecular function: RNA polymerase II cis-regulatory region sequence-specific DNA binding; DNA-binding transcription factor activity, RNA polymerase II-specific. Gene Ontology annotation, cellular component: nucleus. Gene Ontology annotation, biological process: regulation of transcription by RNA polymerase II. Lineage: Eukaryota; Metazoa; Arthropoda; Arachnida; Araneae; Eresidae.
CUUCGUCCGUGUUGUUUUGAGUUCCAGAUUUAGAGAGGGAUUCCAUGAGCAGCUGCGUUUGGAUGAAAAUAGCUAAAUAAGUUACUUAACAGUCACUUUACGUGUUGCCGACCAAACGAAUAUUAAAAAGAUUGUUAAACUUUGCCGCUGUUUUGUAGAUGGCUUGUAUUCUCUAAGUGUACUUUAUGGAUUUAACGAUAACAAUAUGAUCUGUCCUAUUCUUUCUGAAAAGAAAAAGGAUUUAGCAUCAUUUAAUUCAUAGAAGCGAGUGUGCGAAUUUUAUACUGAAAUUAACUGAAAUAUCUUUAUGUCCUCAGAAAUGGCUCAAGGAAGAAUAAAUUUUUCCAUUUAAACAUUUCUUUUUAGAAUUUAUGAUCGAGCUUGUGACUGCUUUGGAAUCUUCUAAAAUGUGUAGCGAGAUAGGACAAAAAGGCUACGGAAGCAUACAAGAGUUUCCAAGUGUGAAUAAGAAAUACUCAUGUUUUUAAUUAUUUUCAGUGAUUUUAGAUAACACGAAACAAUUCCUUAAAUGAAUACAAACCUAGGCCGUACAUUUUAAAAAAUUUUUUGAUAAAUUGUUGCCGAAAUUGUUUUUCCAAAAUUCGAUCUUAAAGAAUUAAAGUUGUUUAUUUUUUAUCUCAUGCAGCGUAUUUAUUAAACUAAUAUAUUUUUUAAAAGCGUUUGUAAAUUAUUUUGAAAAACUUUAAUGCAAAUAUGUUUUUUUCAAAAAAGAUCAGUAGCGAUCUGCUUUUAUUGGUAUUACUUGUGGUGCGUUUACGACUUGACUCUGAUAUCAGUCAAAAUGAUAUGUGGACUAGGGAGCUUGUGAGUCGGGACGUGUUUGUUGGGUCAAGUGUAGCGUACACUCAAAUUAUUUCUCGCGCGCCUUAUUCGAGUUAUCGUCGUAUUCAUCCAAAAAGCUUUGAAUACAAUGAGUUAGAAGAAACUUCAAUACUCUUUAACAGAUUGAACUAUUUUAAUAGCGUGAGAGCCAGACGAAGUAAUUUAAUUGCAUAUUAUGCUAGUUCUCCUGGUGAUCAAACUGCAGCUCCAUCUUUACAAAGCUCAAAUUUUGAAAGCAAUGGUAAUAGUAUCACACCUGGAGACCCUUCGUUGCCCACUGGAGCCGAAGCAGUUCCCGAUAGCGUGGAUAUUUCCAGUGAUCGGGAAUCCAGUUCAACGGAAGAUCAUAGUCUUACUCGUGAGGACAUGGAUCUUAUUGAAAUUUUAUGGAAGCAAGAUAUUGAUCUAGGUGUUACAAGAGAUGCUUAUGAUUCCCAUUCGAGUUCAGAAGUGGAAAAACUCAAAGAUAUUGAAUACACAAAAGAAUCUUUUCAGGAAUUUUUUUUGCAAGAUGAUAUUAAAGAUUGUGAGAAAGAUGAAUCAGUUUUAGAUCCUAUAAGUGGUUUGAAUUACACCAUUGAUUCAGAAACAGGAGAGUAUGUGUUUGAUGAAUUGUCAACUUUGAAUGAUGGGGAAUUUUCUGGUGAUCAACUGUUUGAAAAUGAGGUACUAAAUGGUCUAACUCAAGAUUCAUACCUACCAUUUGAUAAUAGUACACGGCUUUCUAAUCUUACGGAAGCCUUUUCUCCCACCGAAUUUCCAGAGUUCAUGGCAGAAGAUUUCCCUUGUGAAUCUGACUAUUUAUUAUCUGAAAUUGAAGACUUGGAGACAUUUGACAGUUUUCUUGAAACACCCAUUAAUGAUUCACAGCCGAGUGAAAUGUAUCCAACUGUUGAAGAAUGCUGGCCAGAGUCAACAACAAUGUUGCCUUUGCUAACUCAAGGAUCAUUUUCUACUCAUAAUGGGUAUCAUAUUAACUCUAAUGGUGUGGCCCCAUUAUCAAGUGCAUUGCAGAAUAGAACUGAAAGCUUUGUCAGUAUGCUGCAAAGUGCAUCUUUGGAAAUACCUACUACAGAGAAUACGUUUCAGACAAUGCCUUCAGCUGUUGGUCCCUCCAGCAUUGGCUGUGCUGUUGCUGAAUCAAUGGCUACACUUAGUAAUGAUACUGAACCAAUACCUACUAGCAGUAUCAUCACUACUGCAUACAACCCUGAUCUCCCAGAAUUACUGUAUACUAAUCAAACAAUUACUGUACCUCAGAAUGAACUUCUGAUUUCUGACUUACUUUUGGAUGAAGAUUUACAACUUGUACCUUUGCCUUCUACAGUCUGUCAAGAUUUGCCAAAUGAAGAUAAUAUGGACACAAGCAAUGAUUCUGUUUCGAUGACUUCAGGCAAGGUUCCAUCUGUAUCUGACUAUCAGGACUGGGUUGAUUCUUGCUCUGAAUCAUCUUCCAAUAAUGGAGAAAGAGAUGAUUAUGGUAGAAAUAACACUUCUAUAAACAAUAAUUUUAAUCAUCAUGCCAGUUUUGAUCGAGUUCCCACUGGUAUGCCACCUAAAAGGCAGAAGUACUUUGAAAGUAGAAAUGAAGUAGGAAAUAGGGGUUUGGCAGAUGUACCAUUUGAACACAAUGGUGCUCAUGAUCAGCAGUACUUCUCUCUGAAAAAUCCUUUUCCUCAUUUUAAUGAACAUUCUGUCAGUGGAGUGGCAACUAAUGGUGUUCCUUUCAGGAAAUUUGAUUUUUCACCUAGGACAGCUAGUGUUAGCAAUAGUAACUUUUUGCAACAUAAUCAUUCUUAUCAUUUGCCUUUUACUACUGAUGAUUCUCAUUAUAAACCUGUGAUGAGAGAUAAAUCCAAGUCCUCCUCAGAAGAUGAUACAUGCAAUAAGGAUGAAAAGAGAGCUAAAGAGUUAAAACUGCCAAUCAGUAUCGACGACAUAAUAAAUCUUGCAAUUGAUGAAUACAAUGAAAGACUUGCAAAAUAUGAAUUAUCUGAAGCACAACUUACUCUCAUACGAGACAUACGUAGACGGGGCAAAAAUAAGGUAGCUGCGCAAAAUUGUCGAAAACGAAAAAUGGAUCAAAUUAGCAGUCUGCAACAAGAUUUGGACUCUUUGCAAAAUGAAAAAUUACAUUUAAGAUCAAAGCAGAAUAUUCUUCUACAGCAGAAACAUCAUUUUGAGGAUAAAUAUGCUCAACUGUAUCAAUUAGUUAUGGAAAACACAGGUUUUAAACCACCCGGUGAUGAUGAUCAUCCUAUUCGUAGACCAAGUGAAGUAACUGCGUCUACUGCAGCUGAUGUUUUAAUGGCAGAAGAUGACUCUGAUUUAAGUAGAGGAGCUAGAACAAAACGAAAAUUUAAAAAAUGACAAAUGCCUCACAUAGUUUCUUUUUACAUUCUUUGGACUUAUUUAACUAUGUUUUAUGAAGAAUUUCUUAAACCAUUUGUGAUAAACAUAGUACUGUACAUCUAAUGUAUUACAUUUUUCAUCAUGAUCUUCAUAUACCAUGUUCAUUUAGGGCAAAUCACUGAAGUAAAUUUCUUACUUUCAUUUAGUUUUAGUGCUUUUAUGUUUUUAAAUACUUUUUUAAUUUAAAGCAUUAACUAAAGGUAUUUGAUUUCCUAGUAAUGAACCAUUUCUUACCUAUAUGUGUUUUUUAAUUUCUUAUGUACCUCAGGUUUCAGAAUUAUUUUGCUGAUAUAAAAAGUAUUUAUAUGUUAUGUAGAGAUAAGUUUUGAAGAAAACUGUAAUUUUUUUUAUAUUUCCUGAAAUAUUAUUAUGUUCUAAAGCAAAGCACCUUAAGAGAGAUUUUAUCUGUGUGAAUUGAACUUACAGAAUUCAGAAUUUUUAUUGGUUUUUCAUGUGAAGUAUUAUAAAAAAAAAGCUAUCUGAAAAACUUACAAUUAUGGUGCUUGAUAUUCAAUUUUGGAGCAGCUGUAAACUAUUAAGAACUUCCUCUCUGUUAACUACAUUGAAUUUAUAAGCCAGUCUAUUAUAUUUUGAAACAAAAAUUCUUAUAUGUAUAUAAUGUUUUUAAUUCUGAAAAAAAAAAAAAAAAAAAAAAAAAAAAAAAAAAAAAAAAAAAAAAAAAAAACAGUAUCUUUUAAUUUUUGAAGGGUGCUGUGUGCUUAUUUAACAUGAAAAAUAAUAUAAUUUUUCUGUAAGUUUUGAUGUCUCUUCUUAUUGCAUAACUUUCUCAUAUUUGAUAUAAUUACCCAACCACUAGUAAACCUUUAUGGGAAAACUAAACUUCUUUAAUACUGUAACUUCAUGCCUUUAAUUUCUUUUAAAAAUACAUAUAAAGGAAUAAACUGUGCUAAGUUGUAAAGGAUUUCUUAAAUCUGAAGGAGAAAAGAUGUAUCUAGUGCAGUACUUGAAGAAAAAGAUGAAUAAAGUGAAAAAGAAGUAUGUUGCUAUUGUAGCAAAUUAGUUGUAAGAAGACCUGAAAUUAUGUUCAGGUACAUGAAAAUCUUUAUAGUGAUAACACAAAAAUGGUAAAUAGGGACAAUAUAUGUUGAUACCUUAUAAAGAAUGAAACUGUUUUGAUGCUGCUCAAUACUCAUUUUUGCUAAGUUCGAUCCUGUUGAAUAUGUAGUAACCUAAUGGCUGACUUUAAGAUGUUUUAUUGGAUGUAUAUCAGCAAAAUGUUUCAUAUGGAAAAGGUAAUCAUAUGGUUUAUUAAGAUAUUUUCUGUUACUGGCAUUAUACUAUUAAUCUAGUCUAGAGACCUUGGCACAGCACCUUUUCAGUAGGCCUCAGUGUGCACUUUCUUCACAGUUAUAGGAAUAAAACAGAAUUAUGAAGAGCAAUUUUGGGGCCACUUAGGAUCGUAAGCCUUGACUUUGUGGGCCAGGACAUUAAUCAGGCACGGGUUAUAGGAGCAACCCAUAAUCUUGUAUACAGUAAUAAGUUGGAGUAGUAUUUAUGAUCUUACUAAGUUUCUUUUUACUUUUUGCCAUACCCUACAAGGAGAGAAAGUACAUUAUAUAGCCAUAUCACAGCAUAAAUAUGUCUUAUGGCAAAUAAUCAUGAGUCACUAUUUUAUUAUCUAAAGUGCGUGAUAAAAUUAUAGUGUAAAAAGAAGGCAAAUUCUAAAGCUUAAUUCGAUUCAGCAUAGUAUCUGCUGAAUAAGCAUUUAAAAUAGUACUCUUGCUUCUUGCUUGAUAGAAAAAUUUCAAAGUAACUGGGGCCUAGUCAUAUUUAGUGUAUGCUAAAUUUACUAGUGCAUACAAUUACAAAUUUUGCAAAUUUUUGUAUUUGUAUAGUGUAAAAAAUUGAUGAAAUUUGAUCAUCAAAAUAAGAAUAUUUUUCAGGCAAAUUUUAUUGAUGAAAAUUAGUUUGGCAUUUGAAUUGACAGUUUGAAAACGCAAAAUGCUUUGAGUCAUAGCAGUGCAAUGUACCGUAUUUAAAGUAAUAAUUUUUCAUGAACAAGUUAAUAUAACAAAGCACACAGGGCCUGCAUAAAGAGAGGGAUCGUCAUGUGGAGGACUUCCUAAGGGAAACUCGCUUGCAUCCGUGCUACACACAGGGAAAACCAUAAAAAACAACCAUGUAGCCUCUACAUUUGCUUGGGAUUGAACCCAGGUCAAACUCCAAUAAUAAUGAAUGGUCUUAGCCACUCAAGAGAUUUUGCAAGUACUAUAUGAUAAUGUUAAAAUAUUAAGCUUUUAAUGGAUCAACAUCUGAAUUUUUUUUACAUAUCUUCAUUUUGCUGUGAGCGUACUUACUAAUAUUACAUGGUUAAUGGUACAAUACAGUAAAAAUAUUAAACCUUAAAUGGAUAGACCUCUGAAUUUUUUGACUGAUAUCCUGUUUUCUGUGAGCUUAGUUACUAAUAUUACAUGGUUAAUGGUACAACACAGUUAAAAAAUUUGGUUAUAAAAUUAUCAUCUUACAAAUAAUCAGACCCAUCUCAGCUUUUCAUUGAGCCCAAAGUAUUUUGAGGAUGGGCUGGGAAACAUUUAAAAUAAUGUAUGAGUUUUUAGCAGAUGUGAUUAGCAUGUGAAAGAUUUUGUAAUGAGGUCUCAAAUGUGAAAAUUUAGCAAUAAAAGAGACACUGGUAUUAAAUUGGCUGGUUGAUGUACAUUGAUUCUGGAAAACCAAACAAGGGUUGUUUUCCUGGCAAAGGGAUGCCUUCAUGCAGCACUUGCUAGGUUUGCAUCUCCAUAUACAUGAGAAAAACCAUGAAAUGCUCAGACUGUUCAGCUGGAUUCAAAUCACACUCAAACUACCAGUAUUCAAUAAUCUUUUGUAUUCAGCCACUAGUGGACCACACUGAAAAUAAACACUACUAAAAAGAUAGAGGAUCAGUCAUCUUUUUGAAAAAAUACAUGUUGCAGUCAUCUUUUGAAAAAUUUAAAGUGGCUAUGUUUCUGUACAGGGUGGCCAAAAUAAAACUGGUGCAGAAAGUUGUACAUUUUCAACACUAAAUUUACCCAUAUCAAUGGGCAGGAGAUCUAGCCUUCACCAUGGAGGUCAUUUUGCCUUUGAUUUUUACACUUCAUAUUUUGCUGGAAAUUUUGGCAGUAUACUUCCAUUCUUAAACUGCUGCAUAAACCUUUCAGUACACAUUUCCUAUGAAUUCUGCUUUACAUAACACUCAGCCGUGAACUCGGUUAUUGUUAGCACUAUUUUGCAUUGCAUUGAACUAUCACCAAACACAUCUGCACCUUUCAUGUCAGCUGCUCACUAAAUAUGUGUGCACAUAUCAAAAAACAACUGCUUACUGUCUGUGCUCUUCUCAAGAGCUGUUUUGUCUGUCCCCAUUUCUAAUCAUCUCUUGGCUGUUUAGAAUACGUUUCCAGGAAAUUCCAAAAGCACUUUUCCAGGUCAUUUUUAUUUUACCUGUGCUGUAGUCCUGCAAACACUAGGGAAAAAAACUUACUUGGCUUACAAGAGUAUUUUAUUCAGAUUAAGCAAAAAGAAUAUUGUCUGAAGCAGUUACUGAGUGUUUGAAUGUUUUGGGAGCAUUUGGAAGUAGCAGACUUAAAUUAUUUUUCUGAGGACUUAUAUUAAGAGGGUGUAUAGCCUCGUGAUCUAUAAAAAUGGCUCAAUAUCUGCACAACAUGGAAUUUACAAGGUCAUCUGACAAAUUUUUAGGCAGUCUUUUUCAUUCUUCCAUAAGAGCAAUCUUGAACUCUUUUAAGUAUCAGAAGAGGCCUUGACUGAGCAGCAACAUAUCUUAGGAGUGUUUCAUGCAUGCUUUAUUGAUUCAGAUCAGGCAAUUAUGACAGCCAUUCUAUGCACUCGAUUCCAUUCUUAAUGAGUCAAACUUUCACAAGAUGAGCUUUGUGAUGAGUAUCAUUAUCAAUUAAAACUAAUGCUUGCCUCUGGUUCCACCAUGCAGCAAAGCCAAAGGUCCAAGAAUCUUAUCUCUCCCUGUAAAUUUCUGUCAGAUUGCCAUUUGGGUUGAAUAAGUAUAUGUCCACCUGUACUUAUUCCUGCCCAAGCUAUCUAUUCUGUGUCUUAAUUUUGUGAACUUUUGUGCAUAAUUUUUUGUUGUUGUUGUUGGUGGUGUUAUAAUUCCUCCAUAAAAAGGUAUGAUGAUCUUCUGGCUCUAAAAUCUUUGCUUAUGUGUGAAGAGAAUUUUAUGCUACCCUAUACUGCUCCAACUGUGAUGUUCAUCCACCUAUUUCCUCCAUAACCUAUGGUGUCUUAUGGUUAAGGAAACAAAAAGCAGAAGUCUGCAUGUGUACAAACUAUUUAUUCAGUUUGUACAAACAUAUUUCUUAAUAUAGCCCAGAAAACUUCCCUUUGCAGGUAAUUAGCACUGGUUAUUGUUUCAAUGGGCUGUUAUGACGAACUUCAUUUUGAGACACCAAAUAAAUUCGUGACCUGCUUAUGUAAUUCAUUUAUUUCUGAGUGGUCAAUCGCUCGCCAAGACAUUCAAUAUUGUAAAUCAUUAGAUUGAGGUAUUGCCUGAAUUCUUCCUGCAAAACCAUUGAUAAUUGUAUAUUUUGAGUCAUUUAUGCAUAAGAAAUUUUCUUUUGUCUUCGAAGCACAAUAUUUCAUAUUCAGUAGACUUUAACUUUAUUUUACCCAUUAGUCGAGCAUAAUGCUGCAGAAGUAGGAUGAUCUUUUCAUUUUUUUUUCAGCAGUGUACAAUUUUAAAAUAAUGAUUUUCUGUUUUAAUGAGUAAAUGCAUUCAUCAGCAAUGCGUUUUCUCUUUUUUGGCACUGCCUUCAAAGUCAUAAAUAUAAAUGGUAGUUAAAAUGUUUAUGUAUUUUAACAUAAACAUUUGUGAAAAAAAAUUUUUUUUAAUUAGACUGACAUUUUAAUAUAAAUGCUAGUCUGUUUAAUGCAAAAGGUUUUAUUUAUUAAAUAGAUAGAUUUUGAUGGAAAAGAAGCUUAACAACAUGAGCUGAAAUUUUGAUUUCAGGUAGAUGCGCUUUAAAAUAAUUAUAUUAUUUCCUUCACCAUUCUAAUUAACUUUUCAUUAAAAAUUAAUCGCAGUUUUUUAAAUUGUGGUACAUCGUUGUGUUCUAUUGCUUAGCCAGCCAAUGCCAUUUCCCACUAAAGCGACAAUAAAGAUUUUCUGCAUCUCUUAUUUUCAACAUAAUUUGUUUCUCAUUUGUUUUAAUUAUUUUUUCAAUAAUAAUGUAUAUCACAAUAAUGAAAAAGUAGCAUAUAUUUUUUAAUUUGAUCAAUUUUCUGACUUUUCAUCUUUCACAAGAAAAAACUUAACAAACACUUUUUAGUGAUUUUCUUCUGUGUUCUUUACCUUCUUGUCAUAAUACCAUACGCUUUUGGGAUUUUUAUUUUUCGGGGGCGUUACCUUAACGUUCAUAUGUUUCACUUUUGUUCAUUUUCUUGUUUUUCAUUUUUAAAUUUAGCUUUGUUAAUAGCUUCUACUAUGUUUUGUUUUUGCCUCAAUAACCCCAAAUUUCAACAGCUAUGAGCUUAUUAUAGUCUUAUGCAGUGGCAUAGCUAGGGUGGGGCAAGGGGGGACAUCUGUUCCUGGGUGCAGCAUCCAGGCGGAGCCCAAUUGAUGCUAUGAAAUUUUUUAAUGAAUCGUUUUCCUUUCUUGGCACACAGAAAGAGAUGCAAAUUCUUCAGUUGUCCCCGGGGCGCUGGAAUCCUAGCUACGUUGCUGGUCUUAUGAAGCUAUAUUUGUAUAUAUGUGUGUGUGUGUGAAAUGUGCACAUAAAAAUUAUAUGGCAAUUCUUAGUAGAUUGCCUUAUUUAUUUUUGAGGUUAUUCCAUGAUUGAAUAUUUUUAGAAAAACGAUUUUGCAGAAAUUUGAUUUUGUUUCCCAAAAAUUAUACAAUUAGCUUAAAAUUUUCACUUUUUGCUUACAAAAUUUUUAAUUUUUACCAAGAUACUGAAGGAACAAAGCAAUAUUUAAGCAUACACACAUACUUAGUACAUAUAUUGUAUAUAUAUAUAUAUGUGUGUGUGUGUUUAUUGAAUGCUACAAAAGCUUUAAAAAAAGACAGAAUUUCAUUAUAAUUGUUUAUUGAAGUGUAAUCUUAUUCUGAUUAUAUGUAUCCAAGCCUCUGAGGGUACAUGCUUGUGAGAAAGCUUCUUACAUAGGACUAUUGGAGAGUCCUUUCAAAUGGUACCUGAGAAUGAUAUGUAUGUGGCAUAUAAUAAUAUGCAUUAUUUUUCUAAUAAUUUGCCAGCAAUAUUUAUUCAUACAGGAAGCAAAAUGAUUGUACUAAAUUUAAGUGUCUCAUUUGUAUAUUCUAUCAUUAAACUUCUGCAAUUUAUACUUGAUCCAAAUCAAAAAUUCUUUAAAUUGUCACUUAGCAUAUCAGCUUAUCAUUUACUUUUCAUGUACCUUCCAUCGUAUCCAACUGACAGGUUGAUCUUUAGUAAUAUUUAAUCUAUUAAUGUAUUUCUGUUACUUAAGGGUUUUUUUUUUUUUUUUUUUUUACUUGAUUAUGCCGUCCAUUACUUGGGGUAAAAAGUAUGAUUUUCGUACAGUGCUUUCAUACCACUCGUUUGUAAUAUUUUAAAUAAAUUUAUUGACCUAAUUUAUUUACUGUAUUAAUAAUUUGUGUUUAUUUUCAAAGUUGUGUGUUACUAUAAAUUCAUAUUAAAUGUAAAAAAAA